Molecule: messenger RNA, 10237 nt
Organism: Musca domestica (house fly)
Lineage: Eukaryota; Metazoa; Arthropoda; Insecta; Diptera; Muscidae
Gene: bark
Product: protein bark beetle
Exons: 13
Coding region: 521-10144 (3207 amino acids)
Cellular component (GO): membrane
Source: RefSeq, a predicted model, not a curated record
CUUGGCCCAAGUUAGUAGUUAAUAACGGUUGUUUGCGUACAGACGUGUUGCAGACAAAACGAAGAAAACGAAACGAUUCGAACCCUAAUGAAAAGUGUAAACAUCAUAAAAAAGAGGCAAUUAAAAAUACAAACGUGGAAAAACUUUUUUAGGAAAUUUCUCUUUUAUUUGCAUUUCGAUUUCGGGCGAGUUGCGUGCGUGUGUGAGCUUUUUUGUGGGCCUUAUUUUUGGGUUUCAGUUACCUGAAGAAGAAAACAACGAAAAUAUAAGAAGAAGAAAAUAUUGAAAUUAAUAAAAAAAAAUUAAAAUUCCUCAAUUAUGUGGCCUUUAAAGGAAAAUAAUCCAGUUUUAAACAAUGAAACUCAAAUUUUAGCCAAAUAAAAAGUUUUCCAAUUUUAUUCUAAGAAGAAGAAAAAAAAAAUAAAAAUUCGCAACGAAAAGAAAAAGUGAAAACGAAACGAAAAAAAGUAGAAAAAACAACAACGAAGCAUUGGAGUGCCUUCUUUUCGAGAAAAUCAAUAUGACGUCGAGGCGUCGUCAUCAUACCAUCAUAAACAGUAAAACCAACAACAACAACAACAAGUACCUAGAAACCAUCCAACUGAUAGCUUUCAACUUCCUGCUACUCUUUCUACUGGCCACGUCCGUACCCACCUCCUCAGGCUAUGCACAAAAUAGUGAAUUAUACGAAUCAUCCGAGUUCCUGAGUGCCAAUAGUCAAUAUGACGCCGAUGACCCAGAUUUUAGGGCCGACAAUCAGUUGCACUUCGUGCCGCCACCCUUGCCCACAACUUCAACGCCCAGGCGGCAGCAGGAGGCCGUGGAGGAAAAUGUAUUGUCUUUCUCCUAUGAUGACAGUGUGCCACCGUUGAUGUCAUCAAACCCAGCCACUGAUGUUGGAACCUCAUCAUCAUCAUCGACGACAACAACAACCACAUACACCGAGUUGAGUGGUGGCAGCAUAACAAGUGACCGCGUUCUACGUUCCAGUGAAAGUCCUUAUGCGGCACGCGAACACAUCAUCGUCGAGAAGGGUGCCAAACUAAUCAUCGAACCGGGAGUCCGCAUCGAAUUUGCCCCCACUGUGGGUAUUACAGUGCGUGGCAUUCUUCAUGCUGUGGGUACCCCUACGGCACGCAUUACAUUGACAGCCCAAGGUCAUAAUGUUGAGUUACCCGAUGUUGAGGAACGUGGCAUACGUUUAGUGGAUGGUCCAACACCACUUGAAGGCAGAUUGGAGAUCUUCCACAAGGGAGCAUGGCGUCCGGUGUGCACCAAUUCCAGAAAUUGGACCAUGACCGAUUAUGCGGUGGCCUGUCGUCAAAUGGGUUUCCAGGGAGGACGUUUUUGGAAUUGGGUUGAUCGUAGCCCGGGCUGGAAACCACGUCUACUCUACGAACUGCCCAAUUGUAAGGGAACAGAAAAUUCUCUACUCGACUGUGAUUGGUCGACGCGGCAGUUGGGUUCGGGAGUAUGUGAUUAUCACAGUGAUAUUGGCAUACAAUGCAAAGCUAUGCACAACCUACAGCUGAGCCACUGGGCAGGCUUGUAUUUUGAAAAUGCCCCGACCACAAAAACACUGGCCAAAGACAACACGGUGUACUACACCAAAUCCCAGUCGACACUGAAAUAUGUGGACAUCUUGAGAGCGGGAAAUGGUUUGAAGCAGGCAACCAAGGCGGCCAUAGAGUCGGUGGGAGUUCCUCCUCAAACACAACAUGUGGUGAUUACACAUUCCGCGUAUACGGGAUUUAAUGCCACCCGACCCUAUGGCGGAUUUGCAUUGCAGAAUGUGACAAUAAGGAAAAGUAAUGGCAUUGGAUUGUUUGUGAAUUCCAGCCAGGGCUAUGUCCAGCUAAGUGGUUGCAAUAUCCAGGAUAAUGCCGGGGAUGGUGUGAAAUAUGUGGGCCAUGAUUUGCGGGUGGAUGAGAGACCAGAUCGAUCUUCAAUUUAUGAUUUCUGUACCUUGCCCACCACAUCAGGGCAGACAUAUCCAUUGACCUUGUCUUUUACCCAGAAAUUUUAUGCCGGCUCUGCCAAGGAAUGUUCCAAGUAUUUCUUUUCCAAACCCGGUUAUGUCCUGACGGUGCAGUUUGAACAGUUUACUUUGAAGAAUAAUGAUACAGCCUCGGUGGAAAUAUACGAUGGUGCCUCGGCCAAUGACCGUUUGCUGUUUGUGUGGAGCGCCAGGAAUUAUUCCCGUCCUCAGAGUGUAACGAGUACCCGGGAGAAGUUGUUUGUGCGCAUCAAGGCAGCCAUGCGGGAGGAGAUUUUGGGUUUCAUACGCAUAACAACGGGCGAAACGAGUGCCUUUGAUUUGCGGGUCCUGGAUUCGGUGGUGCAGGAUAAUGGGGGUCGUGGUAUUGCUGUGGAUAGUCUGAGAUCCAGGGUCCAUUUACAUGGCAGCUCAAUUUCGGGGAAUGGCCAUGUGGCCGGUUUCCAUGUGACAAGUGGUGCGGGAGAUGUAAAUAUCACGGAGACCAAUAUCAGCUAUAAUCAUGGUUCCGGAGUGAACAUAACCUAUGUUGGUGGCAAUCGCAAUAUCUCAAGGAGUUAUGUGGAUUUCAAUAAAGGCUAUGGCAUUGCAGUGUGGCUAAAUGAAACCACGGACCCCAAUCGAGUGGAAUAUCUGGCCUUUAAUCAGACCACGGCGGUGGAAUAUAGUCACAUCAAUUCCAAUCUGGAUGUGGGAGUGUUACACGGGAAUUUCUGCCAGCCUCUGUGGGUGAAUCUGACGGGGAACUUUUUCAAUGGCAGUGCGGGUAAUGAUAUACGCCUGGAGAGCUGUUGGAAGUCACUGGAACCGAAGGAACCCAAUAUGUUUUUGCAAAUUGGCCAUAAUUCGUUUGAGAAUAGCCAGCAGAAUGCAAUAUAUCUCAGCCCUGCCCUCAACAUGAGGGGGCGUAUUGAGUUCAAUCAAUUCCGCUAUGGCAUGUAUGGUUGUAUUUAUAUACGAAAUGAUUUUAUAUAUCAGGAAUUCAAUUUUAUGCCGGUCCAUUUGGUGAUCCAGAGUAACUAUUUCAGUCGCAACAAGGGGGUCCAUGUUGUGUCCUUGGGUCUCUCGCCCUAUAGCCGCAGGGAGGUACAACAUUUGUUGUUCUCAAGGAAUUUUGUGCGGGAGAAUAAGAUAACGGAGUUCUUUGGCCCUCUAUUGGAUGGCAGUGAGGGUUCAGAUGGUGCGGGAAGGCUAAAUCCCCGCUCCCGAGUUGCUGCCGCCGUGGUGGUGAGCUCAAGUAAUGUGGAUAUUUUCCGGAAUAUUUUAAACAACUUGGAUUCGGCCUAUGAGAUUGGUUCCCAGCUAAGUGAUCAGAGCCAGAUUAUCAAUGCCACCUACAAUUGGUUGGGUUCCUCGGAGGAGGUAAAAAUAUUCUCGAGGCUCUUUCAUCGCAAUGAUCGCUACAAUUUGGCCAAGAUCCAGUAUAUCCCGUAUUUGCUGCAUAGCUCCAAUCCAGGCUCAUCAACGGUGAUAUAUACCUCAACCUUUGUGCCCAGGUUUUAUGUGGAAAAUUCCGAAUACAUUGGCGGGGAGGUGGAUGGCCAGGAAAUGAUACCACCAGGGACCUAUACGGUAAAUAAGGACAUAAAUAUACGGCCUGGCGGGAAAUUGAUUUUACAACCUGGAGUGACCCUGCAGUUUGAGCCCAGUGUGGGCAUGAUGGUGGCAGGGAAACUGGAGGCAAGAGGUCGCCGACCUGAUGAUAUUUUCCUCACCCUAAAACGCCAACCCAUUAUGGAUGUGGAUAGCUCCACCUUGAAUCAUGAUUUAAUUGAUAUGAUUGACAUGGAAACGGAAUCGAUUAUGAGUGGUGGCGGUGGAGGUGGUGUGGAUGAGAUACCCAAGGUCCCAGUAAGGCUCUUAGGUGGAGCUGGGCCCUAUGAGGGUCGUUUGCAGCUGUAUGUCAACGAUAGAUGGGGUACGGUGUGUGAUUAUGGCUGGACGGAGUUGAAUGCAGCCUUGGUAUGCCAUCAUCUGGGCUAUACCCUUAACCCCAAGGAUUGGCGUUUGCUGCGUUCCCAAAUGCCUGCUGCGGGCCUCACGGAAGAUGUAAUUGUCUCAAAUGUCCAGUGUACAGAACAUGAUCGCGAUAUCACGCGAUGUAAGGCGGAAUAUUUGUGGCAGGGAGAUUUUGAAAAUUCUUGUAGCCAUGAAAAUGAUGUGGGCAUACGCUGCUAUGAGGGAGCCUGGGCGGGCGUACGCUUCAGCAUGCUGGCGGAGCGAGCAGAUUUGCAGUAUGUCACCAUUGAAAAGGCGGGCUUGUUUGAUUAUACCACGAACAGCUUUAAGCCGGCCCUGCAAAUGGAUUUUGCCCGCCAUAACUUGGAUAAUGUGCGAAUUGUGGAUAAUCUCGAUGAUGGCCUGGGUGUUAUCUAUGCCGAUUUGUAUGGUGGCAAGGCCAUAAAUAAUAUAAGGAACUCAGAAUUCGUGGGCAAUCGUGGCAGUGGCAUUAGUCUGAAACAGCUGGACUUUAGGAUCCAGGGAUCCAUAAUUAAAAAUAACCUGGGCAGUGGCAUUUCCCAUGACCCGGUGAUUGCGGCCAAGGAUCAAUUUGAGCUGGGAGGAUGGUUUAAAAUGGCAGUGGAUUUCAAUUCCUUUGAAUCGAAUUAUGAGCCUUUUGUUUUGCCCCGAGAUGAGGGUAACAUAGAGCUCGGCACCUGGGAAAGUAAGUACGUGCGCACCGAGGAGGUGAGGGGAGGUGAAAAUGUGGAGAAAAAGUUUCACAUCCGCUGCCCCGCAGGUUAUGUUUUGGGUAUACAGCUAUUGAAUCCGAUAAAUAAUCUCUCCACCGAGAGUCUAAAGAUUUUGAAUUCCCAAUCGGAAAAUCCGAGGGCCCAGCUGUGGGAUGUACGCCGGGAUUUGAAUGUCUUUCCCACCACCAGUAGCGGUUAUGGCAUCAUAAUUUAUUAUGAGAGUGGAGAUAAUGCCUUGGGAGGGGCGGUUUUGAUGUUGACCACGGUUCAGGCCCCGGUACAGAAUAUACGUAAUCGCAUUGUGGGAGGUCCAGUGCCCUCGCUGCACAUCAGAUCCACCAAAAUACAAAAGAAUCUAAGAGGCAUAUCGGCCCUGUACUACAAUCGUUACUAUGGCAGCGAGGGAGAGCUGUAUAUGCGCAAGGCCAAUGAGUCCAUAAAGAUUGUCAACAGUGAGCUAAGCAACAAUGACCUGGAGGCCAUACUCAUCAACUCCCCCUAUUGGGAUGUGAUAAGCAGCAAUCUCUCGGAGAUCACGGUGCAUGUUAACAAUUCCAAGAUUCUGCAAAAUGGCUAUGGCAUAAGGCAGUUGUCCAAGGAUCUACGGUCCUCCAACAAUCUCUUCCAUUAUGUGGUGCAAGAUACCACCGUGGAGGAUAAUAAAAAUGGUGGCUUCCAGGUAUCCCUCCCCUAUGUUUGGCAAUACAAUGAGAAUUUCACGCAUAGCAUACAUUUUGGCAAUACCACCUGGCAAAGGAACCGCAAUUUCUAUAUCGAUGUGUCGGGACAUUAUGCCGACUUUAACAUAACCUCAAAUGCCUUUUUGAAUAAUCAGGCACCGAGGAGUCUCAUUUCGGUCAUGGGUAUGGAGAAACGCAUGAAAUUCAGCUACAAUCGCAUAGAACAAAAUCAGGCUAAAUUCAUAAUGGAAUUCAAGGCGGAUAGCUUAAGUGAGAAAUUUGGAGAGGUCCAUGCUUUGGUGGAAUAUAACACGAUAAAACAAAAUAACAACUAUGAGGUCCUACGGCAUUUGCCGGCCCUGCAACAUGCCCGUAAACAGGCCAGCAUAAAUUCUUUGAAUACAGCCGUCAUACGUCUGGAUGGCAUACAAAAUGUAAAGCUCUACAGGAAUCUCAUAGCCGAGAAUAGUUUGAGAUAUAAUCUGGUGGCGGGUUUGAGAUCGGCCCGAGUGGAUAACUAUGUCUAUGCCACGGAAAAUUGGUGGGGCUCAACGGAUAUUUCCCAGAUUGAGGGGAAGAUUUUCGAUUUUGACAACUGGAAUGAUCAUGCGGAUGUGAUUUAUCAACCUUUCCUGAUCGAGGAUACCAUGGAUGCCAGCAUAUCCCUGGUCAAGGAAAAUCGUGAUCUCAUUGAUUUGAAUCGCUGGCAGGGAGGGCGAAUUUACUCUGAUUUGGUACUUCGAAAACGUGAAUAUCCCUAUAUAAUACGCAACGAUAUCACGGUGAUGCCCGAGGCCACUCUGACCAUUCACCACGGAGUACAAAUGGAGUUUGAGCCGAAUGUGGGUAUGUUGGUCCUAGGCACCCUCAAUGCCAUUGGAUAUGAAGAGUCACCGAUAAUUAUGAAACCCUUCAAAAAUGCCACCCAUGAAUCCUAUUCCCUGAUUAACAAACGUGCCCUGGACAUGGAAAUGGAACAACUGCAGGCCUACGAUUCCAUACGUCUGUGUACGAAUUCCCAAAAUUGCAGCUCUGACAUGGAUAAAAUGUUCGAAAUCAAUCAGGGUUUCUUGGAAUACUUCAAUCACACCACGUUACAAUGGGUGCCGAUAUGUGAUAGUCGUUUCACCGAACGUAAUGCCCAGGUGGUGUGUCGAGAGCUCGGCUAUGACCCGCUCAAUGUGUACUACAGCCACGAUCGACGCAUUGAAUUCCACACAAAUUCGUUGACACGCAUUUGGACCUGGGUCCAGCCGCUGGAGUGUAGAGGUGAUGAAAUACGCAUGUCCGAUUGUGAGGAACGUCUCAACGGCCAGGUUUAUGGUCAUCGUCAUGAAUGCCAUUGGGAUGAUGUUUUUGUAUUCGUCAGCUGUGCCGGUGUACCCGAAGAUGAGGUCUACUGGGGUGGCAUUCGUUUCACCAACUCUGAGUUCGAACAGAAUCAAUAUGAGCAACGUUAUCAUGACAUCCACACCCAUGGACUGCAGAAGCAUCAACAAAGUCGCCUGGAAUUUGUGCGGAUAGAGAAUGCAGGAAUUCUGCACAAUCAGAAAUCAGCAGCCAUUCAAGCGAUCUACAAGACCCCGUCCAUUUCGGCGGUAACCAUCAAAAAUUCGGCCAAUCAUGGCCUUAACUUUGUGGUUCCCUCAGGGGCGCUAAACCUCAAUCUUUUAAACAUAUCCCAAGCCCUGGGUUCCGGCAUUAACAUACUCUCCCUAACCGGUGAGGGCCGUGAGAGUGAUGAAUCCAGUUUUACACCACUCAAAAAAUUGGACCUACCCUACAAACUCUUUUCCAUGAUUGACAUUUGUGAUCCCCAGAAAACCAUCACCGUGGAGGAACGAGUCCUGCUCUACUAUAAAUAUGACAAUAACCCAGUGAAUUGUGUGAAAAUGUUCACCUCAGCCUAUCGUGCCAAGCCAUUGGGAUUCCGUCUGUUACAAUCGAAUCUUUUCAAUCAUUCCAAACUUUAUGGGCGCAUGGAUUCGAUACGUCUCUAUGAUGGUGAUGUGUACAAUGUCACAUCGCUAUUUAUGGGUCAAAUCGAAUCGGAUACGAAUAAUCAGAAAUCAUUUUUCAAGACUGAAGGUCCCACCCUAAGUGUUCAUCUAAUGGCCAGUGGUGCUCCCGAAUAUCAUGGUUUCAUAGCCGAGGUGGUGACGGUGCCCAUUUCAACGAUUGGUAUAAAUCGCGAUGCCCUGCACAAUGUUACCUACUCUCACAUAAGCGGUGCCAUCAAGGGUGCUGUUGUAUACACCUCUGCGGGUGAAGUUACUCCAACCUUGACAUUGACCUCAAAUCGCAUAGAAAGGAAUUGUUUACAGUUAUAUGGCAAUUUUUCGACCUGUGAUGCUGCCCUGAAUGUUGAUGUCCAGAAUAUGAAUUCUUUCUUCUUUAUGAACAAUCUCCUGCUCAACAACCAAGGUGGCCUUAAACUGCGAGCCGACUCCCGUGGCUCUGCAACAUCACUGCGUGGCUUCAUACAUCACAAUCUAUUCUUGAAGAAUCGUAAUCGUCCCGCCCUCUUCGUUGAGGGUCGCCAGUCAUCGCCCUAUCAAGAAGUGGAGCUAUAUCGCAACUAUUUCGCUCAAAAUCAAGCCGGCUAUGAAGAUGUUAUACGCCUGCGACAAGUUGUAUCGAAUUUCAGCUACAACUAUGUUCACAGUAAUGUGGGAGGUCGCAUCGUUGAGGUGUCGGGCUUUGAGAAGGUACGCCUGCCAAUCUAUCAGAGUACGGCACAUAAUGGAUUUUAUAGAAACAUUGCCACCAAUUGGAUGGGACGUGCCACAAUUGUUGCCGGCACCGCUGGCCAGCAAUAUGUUGAUAAUAUCUUUGAGAAUCCCGACAAUGAUUAUGAGAUUAUCACCGUCAAUAGUUCGAUCUUGAGUAUUGACUACCGAAACAGCACCAUUGAAUUGUGGAAAUCGAAAAUUGAUGCCCGCCACAACUAUUGGAGUUACAACAAUACAUUAUCGGUACAGUCUCGGAUUAAGGAUAAAUCAGAUGACCCCAUGCUAUUGGAAGUCUUAGCGGUACCCUUCCAGAUGAACAAUCAAACGAUAUUAGAUGGCAAGUGUCCACCGGGAUGGUCACAGGUUUCCGAUACCUGUUUUAUGUAUGUCGGCGUGCCGAUGACCUUCCAUGAGGCCAAAGAAUUUUGUAGAUCGGAAAAUUCCUCAAUGCCGUUCAUAAGGACGGACAGUACAACGCUGUGGAUUUAUUUGCAGAGUCAAAUGAGGCAUCUGAAAUACCCCGAAAAGGUGUGGGUCCAGGAUUUCAAUUACAUUGAUCGUUGCACCAGUUUUGCCUACAUGGAAAUUACCGUGGAAGAGUGCAACAAGGAAUUGGGUUUCAUAUGUGAAGUGGAUCCGAAGGUGGUAAUUGAUCCCUUGUCCUGGCGCGCCGACAUCUUUGCCAUUAGUAUUAUUUCCGCCUUUGUCUUGGCCUUGAUUCUCUUGAUUUUGGUCGGCAUUUGCUGGUAUGCCAAGUCUAAACAUCGCCAUGCCCAAAGACUGCAGCGCCGCAACAGUAUACGCCAAAGUUUACGCAGUUUGAAUAGCAUUGAUCCGCAGGGCUCAUUGCGCCGGAGGAAUUUUAACAUGUCCAACUCAACGGGUACCCUGACAAAAAGUAUGGCCCAGGAUUAUAAAAUGAUGGGAAACGGGUCCUUCGAGUCAAUUGAUAAAAGUGUUUUGAGUUCUGAGGCCAGUUUUGAACCCUAUGAAAAUCAUCGUCCCAAUGGUGGGGAGAAAUCGGAAUAUAACACGCCACAAAAAUCCCAAAAUGAAUAUGUGACCAGUAUACGAACUCCCGGUAGUGCGGGGGGUUUAAUGGGUCCGCCCCGUGUUGCCACAAUUGGAUCGGCAUCAAGGGCUAGGGGUCGUGCUACAGCUGCUGCUUUGGCAGCUGCAGCCGCUCAACAAAAAACACCUCAAAACGACUUUGAGCUGUCCUAUCGCAAUGAAGGUUUCCGCGAUAACUCCACCUAUUCGGGGACGCGUAAUAAUUCGAUUAGUACCAGCAUUGCUGAAGAUACUCCAAUUAUACAUCAAACUGAUGCCGAAGAGACGGGUUCGGAUUAUUAUGGUAAUGCCAGUACAUUGCCACUGAGAUAUGAUCCCAAUGAGAAUUUGGCAUUCCUUUCGGAACUAAAACGUAACAUACCCGAGGAUCAGAGAUCCAGUCAAAUGUCCGAUAAACCACCCUCAACAUUUUUGCCGCCCACCGUGGCAGCCGUACAUCAGCACCGGCAACGACCUCCCAAAACUCCCUCACCACCAACGAAUCAGACUGUUUCGAGCAACAACUCAACGACGGGCAGUCUGACAUACGAACAAAAAAUCGACAACAUGAAUUUCAGUUCUUUAGCCGAAUUACGUAGCAAUAAUACUAGCCAAGUAAGUGCAACAGCAGCGCCAGCAGAUAUUAGAAGGCCCGACUCAUAUAUGGUGGCCGUGGGUGCCAAUAGAUUCUCAAGGCCAGCCUCAUCUAUUGGAGGUGGAGGCAUUGGUGGUGGUAGCUCCCCAAAAUAUGAUACACCCACACUAUCGAUGGCCUCUCAGCUGGCCAGUAGGAGACCCAAAACGGUCUAUGAGAAUAGUGAUAGCACAGCGGCCAGUUCAACGCUGCCGCACGGCCAUCAUCAAGAUGCCGUACCCGCGUAUCAUCGUUCGCGUUCAGAAGCUUUGCUAGAGACUGAUUUAGAUAUGGAUAAUAGUCCGCCAAUGGAUGCUAAUGGCCGUUGCCAUAGCCAGCCAUUGGAAACCUCAAUGUAAGAGAGGGUCCCCUGCCCAGUUUCUUCAUCCAAUAGCCAAAAUAUUUCAUAGAUUAGAUCCAAUGGAAUUCAAGGCGACUAUGGCAAUGAAUGA